Molecule: messenger RNA, 1295 nt
Organism: Zea mays
Lineage: Eukaryota; Viridiplantae; Streptophyta; Magnoliopsida; Poales; Poaceae
Exons: 3
Coding region: 104-859 (251 amino acids)
Source: RefSeq, marked predicted
CUCCAUCUCCACUCCACCCUUACCCGGCUGCCUGCCCCUCCCCUCUCUCCUCUCUCUCUCUCUCUCCCAUCCAGGCCUCCUCUCCCCUCUCUGCCUGUCGCCCAUGAGGAUCAGGCGGCGGCCGCAGCCCGCCGCCUCAGAUCUGGCCGCAUCCACCGCGCCGCAGAUCCCGCCGCCGAAUGCCGCGAGGAACCGCGGGUGGCUGCUGGCAGGCGAGGGCGAGGGCGAGGACGAGGAUCGCGAGGCCAGGAUGCUGCGUGCGAGCGCGGAUCUCGCGCACGAAUCUGGAGCCAGCAGGCGCAUGGCAUUGCCGCAGGACGACAAUGCGGCGGCCGUGCUGGUGGUGGAUCGCGGCGGCAGGAGCUUGGGCGCACCGCGUGGCGCUGCUGAUGGCCGCAUGAGAAUCAGUGCGGUGAACGGCUACGAUCCGGCGGCGGCGGCGGUGAAGGCGGAGGCGGAGGCACGACGGGAGACGAGCAACGGCUCCGUGCAUCCCGCCGCGCCGGCGCCGGCGCCGCCCGUGGCCGUGGCGGCGGCCUCCAAGGACGAGGGGAGGAAGCAGCAGCAGGCCGCCGGCAAGAAGCGGCGCGGCCCCGCGGUGCUGCUGGAGGGGUCGCGGUGCAGCCGCGUGAACGGGCGCGGGUGGCGGUGCAGCCAGCCGACGCUGGUCGGCUACUCGCUCUGCGAGCACCACCUCGGCAAGGGCCGCACGCGGACCGCGGCGGGUGCCGCCUUGGCCCGUGGCGCCGCCGCCGGCGGCGUGGGCCGGCUCGGGCGCACCGAGCACGGGGCCGCCGCCGCCAUCGCCACGGCGCCGCCGCUGCCCAAGGCCGAGGGCCCCAGCCUGCCGGGCUGCUAGCAGGCUAGCUAGGCGGGUCGGGACUGCGGAACUCUUUCGUAUCGUCCGAUCGGUGUGGGUGGCGGUGGUGGUCGUCGCUCGUCGGGCGAUGUGAACCCUCGCCCGCCGCGUUUCGUGGGAGUUUGGAUGUCGGCGGUGGCAUGGCAUGGACGCACAGUGAAGCGACCCGGCGUUCGUGGCGUGGUGGGUCUCUCGCUCUCUGUCUCUGCUGCCGACCGACGCCGUGCCAGAAUUAUUGCGGCUAUAUAUAUAUACAAUACACAUAUGCGAGUUAGUUCCGCGCAACUUGUAUCAUUCAUCGGUGCAACUUGGGGGGUGUAAAAAAUUGCUGGAGGCGGCGAGCAUGAAAAAAUGUAGAGAAACGGAGAACUGCAAGCUGGGAUUCAUGCAAUCAAUCAAUCAAUAACGCUACGGGCGGGCACACCUUUUCGAAUUC